This is a messenger RNA of Orussus abietinus, 2673 nucleotides long. Its product is annotated as zinc finger and BTB domain-containing protein 17. Gene Ontology annotation, cellular component: nucleus. The transcript has 7 exons. Gene Ontology annotation, biological process: regulation of transcription by RNA polymerase II. The record is from RefSeq and is a predicted model, not a curated record. Gene Ontology annotation, molecular function: DNA binding; protein binding. Bases 125 to 1423 code for a protein of 432 amino acids. NCBI's taxonomy places the organism in Eukaryota, Metazoa, Arthropoda, Insecta, Hymenoptera, Orussidae.
UAAUUUUAUGGUCAACCUACGAUUUUGUGUCAUGGUCAAUAAUGCCGCGUAUCGUUUGUCGCCGAUGACUUAUUUUAAAGUGGGUUAAUUGAAUGCGGAAUAACUUCUCUAGAUAAAGGAAACUAUGGCAGAUCCGACGGCAGAAAGAUUUUCUUUGAAAUGGAACAAUUUUUCAAAUAAUUUAACUGCUGGUUUCUUAUCGCACUUGACCGAGAAUGAUUUGGUCGAUGUAACGCUGGCCGUUGAAGGAAAAUUACUACAAGCCCAUAAACUGGUUCUGUCGGUUUGCAGUCCAUAUUUUAAAACCAUAUUUAAGAAUAUACCGUGUCAACAUCCUGUAAUUGUAUUAAAAGACAUGGGGUACGCGGAUGUGGAAUCCCUGCUGAAAUUUAUGUAUCAAGGAGAGGUGAACGUGAAGCAAGAAGACUUAGCAUCCUUCCUUAAAGUCGCAGAAGUACUCCAGAUAAAAGGACUGACCGGAGACGAGACCAAAUGCGAGGAGGAACCUAGCGAAGGUGCAGUUCGAUCUUCGAAGCAAAAAUUCGAUAUCCAAGCAGAGCCCCUUAAUAGCAGCCCCGUCGGAGAUACCAAUGUUACACAGAGUGCUAUAAACAAUAACCAAUUGCCCGAAGCUUCGAUUAAAGUAAAAAGGUCUCAGGAACUCGACGGACAAGUGGCACAGUCAUCGAAGAAGUGCAAGAUGUCUGCAUCUUCUACGAAGGAACUGGAUGCACCCGUUCUCAGUCCACAAGCAGUCAUCGCAAAAGAGGAGCCCCUAGAAUACGAUGACGACGAAGAUGAUAGGACUUUCUUCGUUGAUGACCAGCUUGGCCACUUAUCGGAGUCAGAGAAAACCCUGGACGAAGGGUCGACCAUGUUGGUUCAAAAUGACGUCAAGGAGAAGAACCGACUGAUGUUCAACAACUUAUCAGAUGCACCUUCCGUAGACGUAGAUUCUGCAGUUCCAGCUAAACGAGGCGGAAAGAGGAGUGCGGCUUGGGGAUAUUUUCAAAAGAUUGACAGCCACACCUCGAGGUGCGAGAUGUGCGGGAAAUUUUUCAAAACCUCCUCGGGCAGUACCUCUGCGUUGCUGAGGCACCUGAAGUUGCACCCGUCCUUCUCGCAUAAUAGCGAGUUCGGGGCUUCUGCCGUUUGUGCGGAGUGGCCGGGGCAAUCUGCAGCUGAUCCACGACGGUCACAUCUACACGGUCCAUUGCCGGGUGGGAAGAAAGACUUAUUGGAAGUGCAUCUAUCGCUCGGCCCUCGGUCGUUGUCGGGCCCGAUGCCACACAAAGACGGGCCGAGUGAUAGUCUCGAAGCCCGCCCUACCGGCCCACGAGUCUCAUCUCUAUAUGAUACAGUCGCUCCAUCUGUCGGGGAACAUCGUGUACAGAAACGAGUAUUAGGACAGGUCGUAUGGUAGUCUACAGGUUUGUUCCUUUCGCCCACAAUUUCCACGAGUGGUGUCUCUCAAAAGUAAGUUCCACUAUUUCAAAUCCCUAUGCGCGCGCAUCGACGCUAGGUUAGCCACGCCCCCGUUGCCAUGGAGACCCCACGCGCUCCUGACGCCGAUUGUGAAGUUCGUGGGGUUAUUCCUUUCACGAGUGGUGUCUCUUGAAAGUAAGUUCCACUAUUUUUUUAAACCCUUUUGGUUUAUGGGAAACGUUUGAAAUCUCCAGAGAAUAUUUGUCUGGGUGUAGGGCAAGUUCUAUAAAAUCCCUAUGCGCGCGCAUCGACGCUAGGUUAGCCACGCCCCCGUUGCCAUGGAGACCCCACGCGCUCCUGACGCCGAUUGUGAUGUUUGUGGGGUUAUUCGUUUCACGAGUGGUGUCGCUCAAAAGUAAGUUCCACUAUUUUUUUUUAACCCGUUCGGUUGGCGGGAAACGUUUGAAUUCUCCAGGGAAUAUUUCUCUGGGUGUAGGGCAAGCCCUGUAAAAUCCCUAUGCGCGCGCAUCGUCGCUAGGUUAGCCACGCCCCCGUCGCCAUGGAGACCCCACUCGCUCCUGACGCCGAUUGUGAAGUUUGUGGGGUUAUUCAUUUACUUCAUGUAUAGAACGAUUUAGCGUAUUAAUUUUCUACGUAAUCAAUGAAAAAUUGUACAAUCAUUAUUUAUGACAAAUAAUUAUAAGCGAGGCUAAGAUGUUAUAUAAGUGUAGGUCGGGAAUUCGGCGGGAAAUUUGAAAAGUGAAAAGACCAACAAAUAGGAAAAUACAAAGUUUGUCCCAUGAUCUCAACGUAAUAUAAAUAGAUAUAAUGAUUAAACAUUUACUUCGUGUAUAGAACGAUUUAGCGUUUGUAUUUGGUAUGUAAUCUUUAAAAAAUUGUACAGUCAUUAUUUAUUACAAAUAAUUAUAAGCGAGGGCAAGAUGUUAUAAAAGUGUAGGCCUGAAAUUCGGCGGCAAAUUUGAAAAUUGAAAAGACCAACAAAUAAGAAAAUACAAAGUUUGUCCCAAGAUCUCAACUUAAUAUAAAUAGAUAUAAUGAUUAAUACAUUUUCUUCGUGUAUAGAACGAUUUAUUGUAUUAAUUUUCUAUGUAAUCUUUGAAGAAUUGUACAAUCAUUAUUUAUUACAAAUUACAAGCGAGGGUAAGAUGUUAUAAAAGGGUAGGCCGGGAAUUCGGCGGCAAAUUUGAAAAUUGAAAAUACCAAUAAAUAGGAAAAUAUAAAAUACCU